Messenger RNA from Plutella xylostella (diamondback moth), 1113 nucleotides. RefSeq lists its product as uncharacterized. Lineage: Eukaryota; Metazoa; Arthropoda; Insecta; Lepidoptera; Plutellidae. The record is from RefSeq and is a predicted model, not a curated record.
GCUUAUUUUUCAGCAGAUCAGCUUGUCAUAGUUUAGCAUCCCUGGCGCAGUUCAGGCGGGGUCAGUCAACCCUCGCGGCCGCUUCCCGGUUCCACUAGGCCCCCGCAGUCUCAGGCCACUCCUCACACAGACACUACACUACUCCUGGGAAAGAUGCAGUGCUACCUCUGCAUGACCUACGUUGUGUUUUUCUGCAACGCACUUCCAACUAAGGACAAGGAACCGACCAAUCAGCCCGAGCGGAGGUCCCUAUUCCGAGAUGUGAUCGAGUCCCUCCACAUCCGCGCGCAGCUCCCAGACGACUUGAACCAGCAUGAUGAUAACGAUCUCGCACAAAACUACGAGCGAUACGGCUAUGAGAAUGAACCCCCAAACCUGCCCAGCGACGCCGAGUUCAUACCUAGAAGAAACGACCGCAUUGAAAGAAUCGAUAUGCCAUCUAUAAAAUAUCGCUACCCUAAAAGCUUGUUCGAUAAGAACGACAGCAAAAGUCUAAGCGAGCUGAAUCUAUCCAACGUUCAACCGAAAGAGGAAAUAGUACUUUAUAUAAGCACUACAUCUGAACCGAAAGCCACGACCAACAGACCCAGGAAACCACAGAAGCGACGACCCGUCAACAAAGUGCAAUACCAAGAGAAAGAUGAAGAAGUAGAAGAAGAGACCGAAUCAGGCCUCCCGCAGGACCUGUCCUCUGUCAUCCCACUGAGGAACACUAUGGCUGGCCAGAGCCAAAUCGGAAACCGUGAGUCGCAAAUCGUGGUGAAACCCACUGUCAUAGUGAACUUCCGAGGCUCAGUCAGUCACAGGGACAGCGACAUCAAACUGUCUGGUCGCAAAACUGAAGACAACAGCACUAAGGGAGAAAUCCCUCCGAAUAUUUUCAACAUCAGGCAAGAGGUGAACCUUGAGCGGACCUUGCCGAGUCUAGCCAAUAGGGGAGGAGCUAAGAUAAAGGACAUAAGGGAGUCGGUGAGGGUUGAAGGUAAACUGCUGCAGAAGAGCGAAGAUGACAUGAUGAUGUGUGAGAGCGCCACCUGGAGUUCGGAGAAGAAGGUCCGCGGCGGGAGACGGGUCGACAAUAUAUUCCAGAUUCUGUUUUCGCUGCGAAAAUGA